This is a messenger RNA of Mytilus californianus (California mussel), 2702 nucleotides long. Its product is annotated as E3 UFM1-protein ligase 1-like. NCBI's taxonomy places the organism in Eukaryota, Metazoa, Mollusca, Bivalvia, Mytilida, Mytilidae. Gene Ontology annotation, biological process: protein K69-linked ufmylation; response to endoplasmic reticulum stress; regulation of proteasomal ubiquitin-dependent protein catabolic process. Gene Ontology annotation, molecular function: UFM1 ligase activity. Gene Ontology annotation, cellular component: endoplasmic reticulum membrane. The record is from RefSeq and is a predicted model, not a curated record. The coding region runs from base 64 to 2403 and encodes 779 amino acids. The transcript is spliced from 17 exons.
GUGUACAUUAUUAUAGCACUAGCCAUAUCAAAGGGAAGAAAUCUUGUUGUCCUUCAGUUAGAAAUGGCAGAUUGGGAAGAGGUGAAACGGCUUGCGGCCGAUUUUCAGAGGGCUCAGUUAAGUGUAGCGAAACAAAGACUUUCAGAAAGGAAUGUAAUUGAACUGGUCUCAAAACUUGUGAAUUUGAAGUUGAUAGAUGUUAUCUACACAUUAGAUGGUAAAGAAUAUUUAACUCAUCAGGAGCUGUAUAAAGAAAUAACAGAUGAGUUACUUGUAAAUGGGGGUAGGAUUAACCUGGUGGAAUUACAGCAGCUGUUAAAUGUUGAUUUUAGUCAUAUAGAAACAAAAGCAUCAGAGAUAAUAAAACAUGAAAAGAACAGAAGUUUAGUGCUUGGACAGUUAAUUGAUAUAUCCUACCUUGACAAAAUAGCUGAAGAAAUUAAUGACAGACUUCAAGACCAAGGCCAUGUGACCAUACCAGAACUUACCAAGUUGUAUGAUCUUCCUGCUGACUUUUUGUCUGAGCAUAUACACCAGCGUGUUGGGAAGAUUAUUCAUGGACAUGUAGAUGCCUAUGACAAGGAUGUUAUAUUUACUGCUUCAUUCAUUACACGCAUGAAGGCACAAAUCAGAGGAACAUUCAGUGCCAUAACCAGACCAACAGUCAUACAAAGUAUAAUGUCAAGACAUAGUUUUCAGGAAAGAUUAUUUUAUUCCUUAUUAGAAGAUCUAGUAAAUACAGGUAGACUUGCAGGAUCUAUCUCUGGUGGGAGACAAGAAAAAGCUUUGUAUAUACCAAAUAUCUACUCUAAAUCUCAAAAUGAAUGGGUAGAUUCUUUCUAUAAACAGAAUGGAUAUUUAGAAUAUGACUCCUUGAUCAGACUUGGAAUAGUAGAUCCAAAGUCUUAUAUAAAAAGAAGAUUCAAAGGUGAAGCAAUGACAUAUCUUGGAACAUGUUGUAUAGGAGCUGCUAUAAACGACCAAGUAGAGGCUAGUGUGGAGGAAGCUGAUACAAAUAAUACAUGGAUUGAUAUAAUGCCUUUACUGCCCUCCAUAUUUAGUACUGACGAUGUCAAACAAAUUUUAACUGAAUGUACAAAGAAGUAUCCACACACUGCGAUUUGCUGUGAUACAAUAGUAACCAGUGAUAAAUUUAUACAGAAGUGGAAUGAACCAUUCAAAGAUUUGGUCAUCAAAAAGGCUGAAAUGGAUGUAAGAAACAAUCCUUCCUUAUUCUCCAAUGAAGUGUCAAAAAUAAGUGGGAAAUUGUCAAUGAUAGACAACAGUGGAAAAGAGGAUAGAAAGGAUCAGAGAAGAAAAAAAGCUGCAGGUGUUUCAAAAAGUGGUGGUGGAACUCAAGGUAGGGAAGUUAAAACCAGGUCAACCAAAAAGAGGGUAAAAGCUCAAGAGAGAGACGAUUCAGAUGAUGAUGUUGCAACAAAUUUGACGAAAGAAAAACAACAAGCAUCCCAGUUUAUGUCUCUGGAAGAAUUAGAAAAUCGUCUAAAAGAACAGACAGAAUUGGUGGAUUGCCCUGAUAACUUUAUAACUGAAAUAGCUCUACAACUCCAUAGGCCACUGACAAGGCAAUACCAGGAAGCUGCAAAGUCUGUUUUCCUCACUCAAUCUGGUACUGGUACUGCAAGGAAGAAGACACACGGAGAACUACAAGAAAAAAUAUCUGGUCUAUGGACAAGUUGUUGUUUGUUUGAAAAGGGAAUGAAGCAAUUUAAUGAGGAAACAUCUGCACAGCUUGUCAGACAUUUAAUGAAGACUGUUUGUACUGAUAUUACCAACAUAGUUGUCAGUGCCGUAGCAACAGAACACAUGAUGUCAGUUCAAGAAGAUACACAGUUAACAGCAGAAGGAAGAGCUGCCAUAAUUGUUAAACUACCAGAUAACUUACAGCAAAUUUUGAUAAAACUUCACACAACUCUCAGUGGAAAGUCUCUAGAAGAGUUCAACAACCAGCUGAAUAUAAUCUGUAGUCCAGAACAUCUUGGAAUAAUGCUGAAGAAACCAGACAAAAAAAAAGAAAGGCAGUUGAUGUUUAACCAGAGACAAGUUUUACUGGAACAAUUAAAGUCUGAGACUGAUCCUGCAGUGGCAUUACAUUUGUCUUCAGUUAUUUUACUCCAUACAUAUACACAGAAUAUUGUCCAUAUUCCUGGAAAAUGUGUUCCUCAACUCAUAGUGUUUCUUAAAUCAUACCUGGAGGCUGAUAAAUAUGAUCUACUACAUGCACAGCAAGAUUUAAUAAUGAAGAUAAUGAAAGUCCAAGGAAAUGAAGAAAAGAAAGAGGAGUUUUUAUCCUUGGAGUCAGAAGCUAAAUUACAGAUGGAUGAAAUAAAAAAAGUUGUUGUUAUGGGAAAGAAAGCUACAGUGCAAAUGACAGAGAACUAAAUAUUCAAUACACUCAAAUUAGAAUUAUUGGUAUAAAUGAAAUUGAUUCAAAACAGAUAUAAAAUUAAUGUUCAAUACAAAUAUCUUUUGUACAUAUUUGGUGUCAACAGGCUUUUAAAGAGUGGCCAUGAUUAUAGUACGUGAUUUGUAAUGUCCUGUCUGCUCUGGAUAAAUAAAAAUUUGGUUUUUUGUUAAAUAUUUAUGUGCUAGAAUUUUGUUGAAAAUUGAAAUAUUGGAGGUAUAAUAUGAAAUUCCUGUAUUAAAUUACUAUUGAAAUAAAUUGAUUCCUUGUGUUAAAA